CUGGAAACCAUUGUAUUGCGGGAUGUAGUAUGCGGGAAAGUUGUUUACUUUAAAAUCCCGAUUUGUAUGUUGAAGGGAGGCUUAUGACCCUUAUGUUUGGAAGCGAUUCCACCGAAAAGGCUCGCAAUUGAAUCUGACAACAUUAUUUUAGUGGCUUAUAUCAGGUGGUUUAUCCGCAGCCGUCCAGUUUUUCAGUCACAGUAGCAAGCGAAAAACUAACGUACCAAAAUCUGCUAAUAUUUUUUUUUUUUUUCCCUUUCCUACCUUUUGCCAAUACUAUUUUUCUUUUGUACAAACAACCUUAGAGCUGUCUUCGUCCUCCUUCCUUGAACUACAUUAUCCUUCAUUUACAAAAGAAAAAUUAAUAUGACGAAAUAUAUUGUCGUUUCUGGUGGUGUUAUUUCUGGUAUUGGCAAAGGUGUUAUCGCUUCAAGUACCGGUACUCUUUUGAAGAGUAUGGGUCUGCGUGUGACAGCUAUCAAAAUUGAUCCUUAUCUUAACAUUGAUGCUGGUUUAAUGAGUCCUUUAGAUCAUGGUGAAGUAUUUGUUUUGAACGACGGUGGUGAAGUUGAUUUAGAUUUGGGUAACUACGAACGUUUCCUUGAUGUCGAAUUGAGCCGUAUCAACAAUAUCACCACUGGCAAGAUCUACAGUGAAGUUAUUGAAAAGGAACGUAAGGGCGACUAUCUUGGUAAAACCGUGCAAGUUGUCCCUCACAUCACUGAUGCUAUUCAAAAUUGGGUUGAGAAAGUCGCCGAAAUGCCUAUUGAUGGCUCUGGCGAAAAGCCUGAUGUAUGUAUUAUCGAAUUGGGUGGUACAGUUGGUGAUAUUGAGUCAGCUCCCUUCGUAGAAGCGAUGCGUCAAUUCCAAUUCCGUGUUGGACAUGACAACUUCUGUUUGAUUCAUGUCUCUUUGGUUCCUGUUGUUGGUUCUGUUGGUGAGCAAAAGACAAAGCCUACUCAAAUGAGUGUUCGUGAUCUUCGUGGUGCUGGUCUCACCCCCGAUCUUAUUGCUUGUCGUUCUUCCAAGAUCCUUGAACCCAGUGUUGCUUCCAAGAUCUCUAUGUUCUGUCAUGUUGCUCCUGAACAAGUAUUGGCAAUCCAUGAUGUCUCUUCUGUCUAUCAUGUCCCUAUUUUGAUGCGCGAACAUGGUGUCAUUGAUUUCUUCCGUCGCCGUCUCAAUCUUGAUGCCCUUAAGAUCAGCGAUGAACGUCGAUUGGCCGGUGAUGAACUUUGGAACAAAUGGACUACUUUAGCUGGUAGCUACGAAGACCUUCAUGAAACCGUCACUAUUGCCCUUAUUGGCAAGUAUACCAACCUUCACGAUUCUUAUAUCUCAGUUUAUAAAGCACUUGAACAUGCUGCACUUGCCUGUAAGCGCAAAUUACAAAUCAAAUGGAUCGAAGCCACCGAUUUGGAACAAGAGACUCUCAACACAGACCCCAUCAAAUUCCACGAUUCAUGGCAAAACCUCUGCUCUUCAGACGGUAUUUUAGUACCUGGUGGUUUUGGUAACCGUGGUAUUGAAGGAAUGAUUAUGGCUGCUAAAUGGGCUCGUGAGAACAAGAUCCCUUACUUGGGUAUCUGUCUUGGUAUGCAAAUUGCUGUUAUUGAAUUCGCUCGUAAUGUCUGCGGUAUGGCUGAUGCUGACUCCGCUGAAAUGAACCCUGAUACACCUACUCCUGUUGUUGUGUACAUGCCCGAAAUCUCUAAGACACACAUGGGUGGUACUAUGCGUCUUGGUCUUCGUGCUACUGUCUUCCAAGAAGGCACAGAAAACUCUCGUGUUCGCAAAUUAUAUGGCAACAAGCCUUCUAUUGAUGAACGUCAUCGUCAUCGUUAUGAAGUCAACCCUGAACAUGUUGGUAAAUUCGAAUCUAAGGGUCUUAAAUUUGUUGGUAAGGAUGAAACUGGUCAGCGUAUGGAAAUUGUUGAAAUGGAAGGUCAUCCUUAUUUCGUUGGCUGCCAAUAUCAUCCUGAAUAUUUAACUCGUCCUUUGACUCCUUGUCCUCUCUUCAAGGGUCUCAUUUUGGCUGCUGUCGGUCAACUCGAUGCUUCCUUGUAAAUAACUUAUUGUAUUUUUCUAUUUUUUUCUUUUUCUCCUUCUCCACCCAAUUUUUUCUUUUUUUUUGUAAUAGAGAUAAUUAUAAACCCCAC
Messenger RNA from Mycotypha africana, 2156 nucleotides. Its product is annotated as CTP synthase. The record is from RefSeq and is a predicted model, not a curated record. Lineage: Eukaryota; Fungi; Mucoromycota; Mucoromycetes; Mucorales; Mycotyphaceae. Gene Ontology annotation, cellular component: cytoplasm; cytoophidium. Gene Ontology annotation, biological process: CTP biosynthetic process; pyrimidine nucleobase biosynthetic process. The transcript is spliced from 2 exons. Gene Ontology annotation, molecular function: CTP synthase activity; identical protein binding. The coding region runs from base 367 to 2064 and encodes 565 amino acids.